ACGUCUUUAACAAUCAACAAUCAAUGCUGUUGACAACAAUUUGCAAAAUAUCGCAAGCAAACAAAUAAGCAGAGAAGUUGUGUUCCGCGAAUUGUACAAAGCUGAAAUUAUAGACGUUCCGAACAUGUUACGAAGGUUCUUUGCAAGCAGAUGUAAAGUGUGCAUAUAGUUGAUAUUGAUUUCCUGCGCAUCAACGUAAAUCAUGGUCGUCUUCACACAAAUUUUAGGUUAUGCCGCACGUCAGGUGUCGAGAAACUAUCUACGUGGCUUGUUUAUGGACUCGUUGCGUCUCCAUGUAAAAGGUGGAGUGGGUGGUAUGGGCCUGCCUAGAUUUGGAGGAAUUGGCGGUCGAGGUGGUCACGUAUAUCUCGUUGCCAAGGAGGGCGAGACUCUAAAAAAUCUUUCAUCCAAAUUGAAAGUUCAUAAGAUAAUUGCUGGAGAGGGCGGUAAUAGCUCACAAACACAACUUUUAGGUAAACUUGGGGAAGAUAUGACGAUCCCGGUGCCUCCAGGCGUAUCUGUGAUUACUGAUCAGGGUGUAAAAUUAGGAGAAUUGAAUGAGCCAGGUUCCAAGCUGAUCGUCGCCAAAGGGGGGAUCGGGGGAUGUCGAGAAACAGGAUUUAGUGGGCAGAAAGGAGAAGCUCUGCAUAUUCAUUUGGAUCUCAAGUUAAUCGCUGAUGCCUGCUUAGUUGGCUUUCCAAAUGCAGGAAAAAGCACACUUCUGAAAGCAGUUUCCAGAGCUAGUCCCAAAAUUGCAUCUUACCCAUUCACAACGCUAAGGCCACACAUUGGUAUAAUGCAAUAUAAAGACUUGAGGCAAAUCUCUGUAGCAGAUUUACCAGGGCUGAUCGAAGGUGCUCACGUAAAUAUAGGAAUGGGUCAUAGAUUUUUGAAGCACGUUGAAAGGACGCAAUUGAUGAUAGUUGUGGUAGAUAUUCAAGGUUUUAGAUUGUCGCCCAAACACUUGCGAAGAAAUUGUUUAGAGACGAUAGUGUUGCUCAACAAAGAGCUGGAACUUUAUAAACCGGACUUACUAAACAUGCCUGCUAUUCUUGUUGUCAAUAAAAUGGACACAGAAAACGCCACGGAGAAAUUAAACGAGGUGAAACCAUUGAUCAAGGAAUACGAACGGACUUUAGCAACAUUUUCAGACGAAAUACGUCCCGAAAAAGCCUUUGUAUUCGAAGCCGUUCUGCCCGUUGCCCUCCGUGAGAGGAAUGUCGAUGAAAUCAAGUUGCUUAAGGAAAAAGUACGAACUGUGCUAGAUCUACACGCGGAAAAAAAAGCAAUGAAAAUGCGAGGAGAAUUCCCCGACAGUGAAUUAAUCGAGAAGCUAAAACAGGAGACUAUGCAAAGGAUACCAACGCUUGUAUAGAUUUAAACUAUAGAUCGACCAAUAACCUUCAAUGCGCCGUUAUUUUUUCCAAUUUGGCAAAAAAAAACAAAAAGCAUUGCCCAAUCUUAUGUAACAUCUUAUACUU
This is a messenger RNA of Neodiprion virginianus, 1481 nucleotides long. Its product is annotated as GTP-binding protein 10 homolog. NCBI's taxonomy places the organism in Eukaryota, Metazoa, Arthropoda, Insecta, Hymenoptera, Diprionidae. The transcript has 4 exons. Gene Ontology annotation, molecular function: GTP binding; GTPase activity. Bases 203 to 1375 code for a protein of 390 amino acids. Gene Ontology annotation, cellular component: mitochondrion. The record is from RefSeq and is a predicted model, not a curated record.